Lactuca virosa is the source of this 2456-nucleotide messenger RNA. The record is from the annotation of a GenBank genome assembly. NCBI's taxonomy places the organism in Eukaryota, Viridiplantae, Streptophyta, Magnoliopsida, Asterales, Asteraceae.
AUUAUAUUCCAUAUAUGAAAUUCGUCAACUUUCCAAAAUUUACCUACACCAUCUCCCUCUCAAAAUUUUAUAUAUCCAUCCAUACAUAUUAAGUAUACAUUGUGUCAGAAGAGUUUGAAUCUGCGAGACUAGAAGAUAAUCUCCCAUUUUCAUCGUUCCGGAGAAAAUUCAAUGGAAUCUAAGGCCAGCCGCCGGCUUCAAACUAUUCACAACCACAUCACCUCUGCCGCCGCCGAUCCUCACUCAACACUGCAACAAAAUCAAACAGCCGGUGAGUUUUUCACAGAACAAGGAUACAGUGUUGUUCUUCCGGAGAAAUUGAAGACAGGGAAGUGGAAUGUUUACAGAUCUGCGACCUCUCCUUUGAAGUUAGUCAGUAGGUUCCCUGAUCAUCCUGACAUAGGUACCUUACAUGAUAAUUUUGUUUAUGCAUCUGAAACCUUCCGGGAUUACAAGUAUUUGGGUACACGGAUUAAUGAAGAUGGAGCAAUAGGAGAAUACAAAUGGACCACUUAUGGGGAAGCAGCUAAAGCUCGGUUAGCUAUUGGUUCUGGGUUAGUGGCCCAUGGAAUACCCAAGGGAUCCUGUAUUGGAUUAUACUUUAUCAACAGACCCGAGUGGAUAAUUGUUGAUCAUGCUUGCUCUGCAUAUUCUUACAUAUCUGUCCCUUUAUAUGAUACCCUUGGUCCGGAUGCUGUGAAGUAUAUUGUGAAUCAUUCUUCUACACAAGCUAUAUUUUGUGUGCCACAGACAUUGCAUAUUUUGCUGAGCUUUUUGUCAGAGAUUCCUUCUGUGCGUUUGAUAGUGGUGGUUGGAGGGCUAGAUGAGUUAAUGCCAUCUCUUCCAUCAGAGAUUGGAGUGAAGGUUGUAUCAUUUUCAAAGCUUAUUGCUCAGGGAAGUAAUGAUCGGCACCCUUUUUGUCCACCAAAACCAGAUGAUGUUGCUACAAUAUGUUAUACAAGUGGUACAACUGGGACACCAAAGGGGGCUGUACUUUCCCAUGGAAACCUGAUUGCAAAUGUUGCUGGUGGAAGUCUUGAAAUUAAGUUCUAUCCAUCGGAUGUUUAUAUAUCUUAUCUUCCUUUGGCACACAUAUAUGAAAGGUCCAACCAAAUCAUGUUGGCAUACUAUGGUGGCUCAACUGGAUUUUAUCAAGGAGACAGCUUGAAAUUAUUGGAUGACAUGGCGGAAUUGAGACCUACUAUCUUCUGCAGUGUUCCACGAUUAUAUAACAGAGUAUAUGAUGGUGUUAUGAAUGCAGUAAAGUCAUCUGGUGGUCUGAAAGAAAGACUGUUUAAUGUUGCAUUUAAUGCGAAAAAGCAAGCAAUACUUAAAGGCAAGAAUGCAUCUCCUAUGUGGGACAGAUUAGUAUUUAACAAAAUAAAAAACAAACUUGGUGGACGUGUUCGUUUUAUGGUUUCAGGUGCAUCACCCUUGUCUCCUGAGGUCUUGGAUUUUCUUAAAGUGUGUUGUGGUUGUUCCGUAGUGGAGGGGUAUGGAAUGACCGAGAGUUCUUGUGUUAUAACUUCUAUGAAUAAGAAUGAUGUCCUCUCUGGUCAUGUAGGCGCCCCUAACCCUGCUUGCGAGGUAAAGCUUGUGGAUGUUCCUGAGAUGAACUAUACAUCUGAUGAUCAACCAUACCCUCGUGGUGAAAUUUGUGUGAGGGGCCCAAUUGUCUUCCAAGGUUACUACAAAGAUGAAGUGCAAACAAGAGAAGUGAUAGAUGAAGAAGGAUGGCUUCAUACAGGAGACAUAGGGUUGUGGGCACCUGGAGGCAGAUUAAAGAUUAUUGAUAGGAAAAAGAACAUUUUUAAAUUGGCACAGGGAGAGUACAUAGCUCCUGAGAAAAUUGAGAAUGUAUAUGUUAAGAGCAAAUUUGUUGCACAAUGCUUUGUUUAUGGUGACAGCUUCAACUCAUCUUUAGUUGCUAUUGUCUGUGUGGACCCUGAUAUGCUGAAAGCAUUUGCUGCUAAAGAUGGAAUAAAGUUUGAAAGUUUAGAACAAGUGUGCAAUGACCCAAGGACAAGGACUGCUGUUCUGGCUGACAUGGAUGCCAUUGGAAAAGAAGCUCAGUUGAGAGGUUUCGAGUUUGCAAGAUCCGUCACAUUGAUAGCUGAACCAUUCACCAUGGAGAAUGGCUUGCUCACUCCAACUUUUAAGGUGAAGAGACCACAAGCAAAGGCGUACUUUGCAAAAGCAAUAGAAAAAAUGUAUGAAGAGGUUUCGGCAUCUGAAAAAACUUUUGUGAGAUGAGAAGAUGUUUUGUUUGUUGUAAGUGUUGUAAUUUGGUUUGUAAUAUUUGUAUUGUUCCUUUUUGUUCAUAUAGAAUUUUUCAAUAGGUUGUGACAAUAUUGAAAUGUAUUUGCAUGGAAUUGUAUCAUUUAACUAUAUAUGCUCACAAACAGUGGCGGACCUUAGUAGGGCAUUUGGGGUCCGGGCCACUGCUCAAUUUCAGG